Messenger RNA from Scedosporium apiospermum, 3567 nucleotides. RefSeq lists its product as uncharacterized. Gene Ontology annotation, biological process: DNA-templated transcription; regulation of transcription by RNA polymerase II. Gene Ontology annotation, cellular component: chromatin. NCBI's taxonomy places the organism in Eukaryota, Fungi, Ascomycota, Sordariomycetes, Microascales, Microascaceae. The record is from RefSeq and is a predicted model, not a curated record. Gene Ontology annotation, molecular function: RNA polymerase II cis-regulatory region sequence-specific DNA binding; zinc ion binding; DNA-binding transcription factor activity, RNA polymerase II-specific. The transcript has 2 exons. The coding region runs from base 1 to 3567 and encodes 1188 amino acids.
AUGACCAUGAACGACAGCGGCGUCAAUAUUGACAAAACUCCCACGAUGCCCAACACGACUACCUCGCCCAAUGGUGCGUCGGGGAGUCCCGUAACCCCUCCCAUCACUAUUCCCACAACCACCAACACCAACACCGCUGGCACUGCCGAGGAGACUGCUUCCACCAUCACUGUGAAUACGACCAAGACUCCUGCCGCCAAUUUCCCCCCGCCAAAGACGGACAAGCCUCGUCCUCAUGUCUGUGCUACUUGCCAGCGGUCGUUUGCUCGUCUCGAGCAUUUGAAGCGCCACGAGCGCUCGCACACAAAGGAAAAGCCCUUUGCUUGCCCCGAGUGUACGAGAUGCUUCGCCCGCCGAGAUCUCCUGUUGAGGCACCAACAGAAGCUUCACCAGACCACGACCCCCUCGUCCCGUCCGCGCAAUCGCCGAGAGAGCGCCGCCGGUGCCAACCCCGUUCAGAGCCGAGCUCGCAAGAACAGUAUCGCUGGCCCGAAUGCCGCCGCCACCGCCGCCGCGAAUGCCGCCUCAAUGAGGCCCAGGGCCAACACCAUCAGUCACGUCGAUGUGUCGAUGCUUGCCGCCGCCAAUGCCUCCGUUGCCAGGGCUAUUCCUGGCCAUAACCGGCACCCUAGUCUUGCUGGUCUGACCACCCUUCACCACAAUAUGGACUUAUUUGGUGGCAUGUCGGUGGCUAUGGGCCAGCGUGGUAUUAAUACCCACGGCCUCCCCAAGCUUGAGACCAACCAACUGAACCAGAUGGACUUUGGCGGCGGCCUCCGAACUGCACCUCCUAUGCCGUUCAGCAACGACUUCGACUUUGAGGGCCUACUCUUUGGUACUCAGGGAUCGACCAUUAAUCCGAAUGCCCUCCACUACAACGACUCGCCUCAAUCCAUGGCUCUGGACCCGACUUCUCCCUUCCCUCAUGGGCUUCAUGACCUCUCGGCAAGCCAGCAUUUCGAUGAUACCAUUGACUGGCUGAGCGGAUUCGAGCACCAGAUGUCCUUCCACGCCAACGAAAAUGCCGUGGACGGAUCGAGCCCUUCCGCCAUCAGCACAACAAGCCAGAGCGGCAUUAGUGAUGUCAUGCUAGACGGUUCCAACCACCCGCCCCCGGUUGGCACAAGCUCCAUGUGGCAGCCUACGGCAAUGGGCCCUCCUCAGAUGCCUAACCCGUUCGCUUUGGACCUCAACGGUUCUGUGUUUCCGGAUCUCAUGAACGGCUCUCCAAUUUCGCCUCAACCCGCGUCGCAGAAACUCAAUGACACCUACUUUUCCACCCCGCCUUCGUCUCUGACCUCUCUAAGCCCCACCCUCGUCAACGGCAUCACCACAUCGCAGAACCUCAACCAAGCCCUCUCCUUCAGCACCGCUCCGGAAACGCCAACGUCUCUUAACGGCGUCGGUAGCGGCGGCGGCGGCAAUCAACAAGCCGCCACCUCCCCGACUAUUACCGAAGCCACCCGAAACGCCAUCGUAAACGCGCUCAACCAGCGGCCUAGCUUCGGCCGUAAAUAUUCGCAUUCUCAUUCUCUUCAGGCGCCGGGGUCUCCCCUCUCGCCCCAGUUCCAGACGUCGCCGGUGAACGUUCCUGACAAUGCAAAGAACCUCCCGAGCACCCAAGAUCUUCAGCGGUAUGUCGGUGCCUACCUCCGUUACUUCCACCCUCAUCUCCCAUUCCUCCACAUCCCGACACUGUCGUUCGACGUGCCUACCUCCUCAUCCCCUGUAAAUGGACGCACCGGGGGAGUCGCCGGUAGCGGGUGCCUUAUCCUUUCGAUGGCCGCCAUUGGCGCGCUGUACGAAUUGGAUCACCACGCCCAGUCAAGAGAGCUAUUCGAAAUGGCGAAGAAGAUGGUUCAGCAGUAUCUCGAGGAGCGGCGAAAGGCCGACGUGAGAAAGGCCGAUUGUCUUCGUACUCCCGGAUCGGACGUAACCCCUCAGCCGCAAGAGAAUGCAACACAUACUCCUGUCUGGCUCGUCCAGGCAAUGCUCCUGAAUGUGGUCUAUGGGCACAACUGUGGCGACAAGACGGCGAGCGAGAUCGCUUCGACCCACUCCGCAGCCCUCGUUAGUCUUGCCCAGGGUGCUGACCUCCUCCGACAGACCAGAGUAGAAGCCGAGAGUCAUGAUACCAUGAUGAGCGAUGACGCGGCGUGGAACGCCGCCAUCAAGUCCGAAUCCGAUGAACAAGCCGAGUGGAUCAGGUGGAAGAGCAUGGAGGAGAGGAAGCGCACGCUCUUUGCCGUCUUUGUCCUCUCAAGCAUACUCGUGUCCUACUACAACCAUGCCCCAACCCUCACCAACUCCGAAAUUACGAUAGAUCUUCCUUGCGACGAAAAGUUCUUCUCUGCCGAGAGCGCCACCGUCUUCCAAGCCCGAGGCGGUAUCCAGGGGGCAAACCGCAACCGCGUGACGUUCCGCGAUGCCCUAUCAGAACUCCUUCGCACGAGCGAGACGCAGCAGAAGCAGGGAGUGUCGUCUUCCGACCACCACCACCACCAUGCCCAGGGUGAACUCAAGCCUAGCUCCUUCGGGUGCUUCAUUCUCAUCAACGCACUUCACAACUACAUUUGGGAGACUAGGCAGAGGCACCACAACAAGGGCUGGACUAGCGAGGAGAUGGAAACGAUGCAUCGGCACGUGGAACCCGCUCUCAAGGCGUGGCAGGUGGCUUGGACCAAGAGUUCGAAUGGAGCGGGCGAACUCACUCUAGGCCCUGGCGAACUGUCGGUCGAUUCGGUUCCCCUGUUGGACAUUGCACACGUCAGGCUUUACGUCAACCUGUCCCAGUCUAAGGAAAGGUUUUGGAAACGCGACUGGGAUGGCGUAGCGGAGGAAAUCUCUCGCUGCAGCGACAUUUCUCCACUCAUGGAGAAUACGCCCGAGAUUAAUAGCGAGGCCAACAGCGCCGACUCUUCGGAUACUUCAAUGAGCGGUUCGGGUGCUGCGGACUCCCCUGCGACUCAGAUUUCCAUUCCACAGGAUUUCUCCGCUCCCGGAAAAUUCGCUUCCCAGCAUUCGUCGAGUUCCUCAACGCAGCGACGGGAGAAAUAUUUACGGACGGCGGCAUUCUACGCGGCGGAGUCACUUGUGUCGAUGGCCAAGCACGGUGUUGGCUCAGGCGAAUUGAACGGGCGCGAUCUCAAUCUCCAGGCAUCCUUGUGCAUCAUGGACUGUGCGCAGGUGCUGGCGGAGUGGGUGGCUACGCUUCAGGAUCGAGUUGGGCCGUACCUCGGUAUCCUGGGACGUGACGACGUCGACCUUGCGCAGGUGCCAGCCAUCAUGCUUCUGGAGGAGGAAGAUGUCAAGCUGCUUCACAAGGUGCAGGAGAUUAUCGCUUUGAUUGAGCCGAAUGUCAACUUGGAUUUGGCCGGUGCAAACGUCAAUUUGGGAUUUGGUAUUGGGGAUUAUUCGGGGUACGCUGCCAAGAUUCUACAACUAGCCUCCAAGUAUCUUCUCAGGACGGGUGUCUGGCCAGUGAUACACUUGAUGGCCGAGUGCCUCGAGACGCAUGCGAGCCAUAUGCGGUCUCGAGCUGAGAAGUCAAUUCUUGCAAGCGAGUGA